Salpingoeca rosetta is the source of this 1973-nucleotide messenger RNA. RefSeq lists its product as uncharacterized. The record is from RefSeq and is a predicted model, not a curated record. Gene Ontology annotation, molecular function: hydrolase activity, hydrolyzing O-glycosyl compounds. The transcript is spliced from 8 exons. NCBI's taxonomy places the organism in Eukaryota, Choanoflagellata, Craspedida, Salpingoecidae. Bases 48 to 1637 code for a protein of 529 amino acids.
GACAACAUCAGGAAGGACAGCAAACUCACUGACAUUCAGCAACAACGAUGAUGAUCUGGGCAGUGGUUGCUGUUGUCUUGUUGGCGACAAGUCCAUGUGUGGCAGCGGAGGAAGUGAGCGAGUUUGUGGUGCGGGAUGGCAGCCAGCUCAAGCUCAAGGGCAAGCCGUGGGUGUAUAGUGGUUGCAACAUGUAUUGGCUCGGACUGGAUUCCAACUGUGAGGCUGGACUGAACGAGAGCUGUAUCCACUACCCUUCCUUCUAUCGCAUCGAUGAUGCCAUCGAAACAGCGCAAGGGCUUGGGUUCUCUGUAAUCCGUGCACACACGCUGGGCAUCUCCAGUGGCUCGCAGUCCAACGGCUUGGCGCUGCACCCGAACCGCACCACCUACAACGACAAGGCCUUUGCCACCAUCGACUACGCCAUCUACAAGGCCAAGCUGGCUGGCAUCCGCCUCGUCGUCCCCUUUACUGACAACUGGGACUACUUCCACGGGGCGUACCGCAACUUUGUUGACUGGCGCGGGUACACAUGCAAGACGACGCAAGUGCCGUCACCUGGAUCGGACUGCAUUCGCUUCUACAAUGACCAGCAAGUGGUGGACGACUUCCACGACUACGUGGCGCACAUCCUGAACCACGUGAACAACUUUACGGGCGUUGCGCUCAAGCACGAGCCAGCGAUCCUCGCCUGGGAAACCGGCAACGAGCUGGCGGAGAAAGGCCCCAUCUUCAGCAACUGGACCAACGAUCUGGGUCGCUUCAUCAAGGUUGAUCUCGGCGCGAAGCAGCUCGUCAUGGAUGGACGGCAGGAGUGGUCAUAUGGGAUGGAGGCAGAUGCGCUUGCGUCGCCCUACAUUGACAUGUACACGGACCACUACUACAUGGACUGGGCAUCAGCAAUCAAACUUAUGCGCAAGGAUGGCGCUGCGGUGCAUGCUGCCAACAAGGUGUUUGUUGUUGGCGAGUAUGGCCCUGGCAAGUACACUGUGGACCAGGUGCAAUCAUUUCUGCACGCCGUUGAGACAGACACAGACACACAGGGCGCCCCGCUCGUCUCCGGCGAUACGUGGUGGUCGUUCUUUGGACAUGGGUCUGUGUAUGGGUUUGUGAACCACUCGGACGGCUUCACCAUCCACUACCCUGGAGAGGAUGCGCAGCACCACGCCAUGAUCAACGCCCUUCGCGAGCAUGCCUAUCGCAAGCGUGGCGUUCCUCUUCCCAGCAAGCUGCCGGUGCCUGGCACGCCCAGCAUCACGUUGGCCGAAGCGUCGGCACCAUCCCGCGGUGCCAAUGCCUGCAAGCACGUGAAGCUGACGUGGCGGGGAGCAGCAAUGGCGUGCAACUACACCAUUCAGCGCUCGCCCCAGCUGACACCGACCCCGGCCUGGACCACAAUAUGUAACGCGUGUGCAACAGACCUCAGCCCACCUUGGUGGGACAACACCACAUGCAUCGCUGCUGAUGCUGCUGAUGCUGCUGCUGGUGCUGCUGGUGCUGGUGGUGGUGGUUCCCAUUUGCCAUUUUACCGCCUUGCUGGUGUUUCAUGUGAUGGCCAACAAGGGCCCUACUCCUCCCCUGUCCAAGCCACAACAACAACUGCAACAACAACAACCGCAACCGCGGUGGGAGCCGCGUGAGGAGGCGAGAGGCAAGGGCGCUUGGCUCAACCUUCGUUCUUUGUUCUCUCACUAUGUGAUUCGUUUCCUCGGCUUACCUCUUGUUGUUCCAUUUCGUUACGUUCAUUCUCUGGCCGUGGUGGCCCUGCUUGGCAUCCACGUUACAAUCUGCUCGCCUGGUAUUGCUUCCCUCUGCAGCGCUUGCUUGCUUGGCCUUGCCUUGCCUUGCUUGUUUGGGUCAUCCAUCUGUCUGUCUGGCUGGCUGGUGUUGUUACCUGCAACGCCAUCCUCUGCUCACCCGACACAACAAAGCAGAUUCUGCAGAAGCAAUCACAGUCAGCAUUCUGCUGUUUCUUG